Messenger RNA from Heterobasidion irregulare TC 32-1, 1080 nucleotides. RefSeq lists its product as uncharacterized. The record is from RefSeq and is a predicted model, not a curated record. The transcript is spliced from 6 exons. Bases 1 to 1080 code for a protein of 359 amino acids. NCBI's taxonomy places the organism in Eukaryota, Fungi, Basidiomycota, Agaricomycetes, Russulales, Bondarzewiaceae.
AUGCGUCAUGAGUCCGAAGAAAUACCCUUGCAUGACAUAGAUGAGGGCGAUAUGUCCGAUGGCACAGACUUGGAAGGCGAUGACUGGUAUGAUGACAGCAUCUUUGGUAGGUCACCCAGAUGUAUUCCAACACCCUCCAUACCAUCAACAUCGUCCGUACAACAGCAGGAAUGGUUUCCGUGGCCUAACAAAGCUACAUUCUUAACCCACCUUUUACUCAGUGCACCUCGUCUGCGCUUCUCUCAUAUGCAACAGCAUGCAAUACUGUCAUGGGCGAGGGAACUUGGUGCCAAUCCGUCGACCUACGAUACAAUGCAGCGCACUCGAGCAGAACUGAGACAUGCGAUCGGAAAUCCGACCCACUGUGAAUGCUCCUCCUCCGGCAAUGUCUGGUAUCUGAAUGACAUAGCACAAUCCGUGGCAGAGGAUUUUGCCAACCCCAUUACUCGUAGCAAGAUGGGACCACUGUAUCCCGAAGACCUCCAAGGCAGCAUGAAGCAAGUAUGGAAUGCGGCGAAGCUGCUAGUUUAUGUUCCUGACAACAUACUCACUGCAACCGUGCGCUCCAACGGCACAAUAUACUAUGUGGAUGAGCUAAUUCAGCGGGACCACGGAGAUCUGUUCAUUGCAAAGCGGUGGAUCUUGCGUGCAGGAGAGCACUGGGGCUUGGGCUAUCGUGUCCAUCGAUCUGAGCAAGGAACUCUGCACGUUGCGACGGACAAAAUAGUUGGUGUCCGUGUAUCAACCUUCAAGUAUAACGUUGUCGAUAUCCUCCUUCAAAACCAAGCUUCUCCACUGAUAUUUGAUGGAGAGAGAGCUGACUACCAAGUAGUAUGCCCACAUCCUCUGCGAGAGAAGGCGGGUCAGCGCAUGGUGUAUUCCGUUCCUGUCAUUGUUUUCAUCGAUGACGUCUCUGGAAACCAAUCAAAGCAGUGGAACAAGCACUUUGCGUGCUAUAUUUCCAAUGGCCUUCUCACGCGCGAGGCUUUAAUGGAAGAAUUCCAUGUGCGCUUUGUUGCAGCCUCUCCAACAGCGACCCCAUUAGAAAUCAUGCAGGGGGUCCGAAGUUCAAUGGAGUAG